AUGGCAGGAAUUUCCUAUGUACAGCAGCUGGAAAACGUUCCGGAGGCUGUUGCAAUAGUAGCAAUCGCCAUCUUUGUUGUAGCAUCGGUCAUAAUCUAUGGGUGUUAUCUGCAUCCGCUUGCUCAUGUUCCUGGUCCAUUCCUAGCAAAGUUCUCUCCAAAGAUAUGGGGCAUGAAGGCUCUCUACCGCAUGAAAUUCAAUUCAGAUCUUCAAGCUCUUCAUAAGAGAUAUGGGCCUGUCGUCCGAGUCGCACCGAACGAAGUGUCGUUCGCGACAUUCGAGGCAGAGACUACAAUAUAUGCAAAGCAAGAAGAUGGUCGUUUCUCCAAAGCUGGAACGUUCUUGACUCUUUUCUCGGAUCUUGUCUUGAAUGCUCCAACUCUCAUCACUAUCCCGGAUCCAGCGCUCCACAAGAGACUGCAUAAAGUGAUUCAACAAGCUUUCACACCUCAAGCACUCGCGAGCCAAGAGCCGAUUCAGAAACUACAUAUCGAAAGAGCAAUGCCCGAUUUCGACGAGAUUGCUGAAAGCGGUACCGAGAUAGAUCUUGCCGACAAGUUAGAGACAAUGUUCUGGGAAAUUAUAGGUGACCUUGCUUUUGGGGAGCCAUUGAUGGCUGGAAAACGACCAACAUACGAGUCCUUGAAAAGAUUAGGCAAAGGAUCGAUGCCUAUAGUGGAAGCCUUGAGCUUCAUGCUGGUCAUGCCUGGUGUAGCCCCUGCGCUUGAGACAGCCAGAAGCCUUAUCUCCGCAAUGCCAAUUCCUUCUCAGCUAUCAAAGCUUGUCCCAUCCAAGAAACUACGCGAUUGUAUCGAUAGGCAGGAUGGUAGAGAAGAUUUUAUCUCGGCUAUCAUGGCCAGCGAAAAGCAAGGUCUGACGCUAGACGCGGAUGCCUUCUUUAGUAACGCGAUGGGCCUGACGCAAGUAUCACCCUUUCUCUACCCGCAAUGA
Molecule: messenger RNA, 951 nt
Organism: Alternaria burnsii
Lineage: Eukaryota; Fungi; Ascomycota; Dothideomycetes; Pleosporales; Pleosporaceae
Product: cytochrome p450
Exons: 5
Coding region: 1-951 (316 amino acids)
Molecular function (GO): iron ion binding; heme binding; oxidoreductase activity, acting on paired donors, with incorporation or reduction of molecular oxygen
Source: RefSeq, a predicted model, not a curated record